GCUAGUCGUUCCGUCGCGAGUGAAGGGGCGGGCUUGAGGGCUGAGAGAGUAGGAGCUGCUUCUCGGCUCUCUCGGCGGUGCAAGAUGGCGGACAUAUCCCUGGACGAACUCAUCCGGAAGCGCGGGGUGGCGGCAAAGGGGCGGCUCAAUGUCAGACCAGGAACUGGAGAUGUCCGGUCUCGUGUGGGGAUCCAACAGAGCCUUCUCAGCCCCCCAGCACGCACAGCCACCUUCCAGCAGAGAUUUGAUGCCCGUCAGAAGAUCGGCCUCUCAGAUGCCCGGCUCAAGCUGGGAGUCAAGGAUGCCCGGGAGAAGCUUUUGCAGAAAGAUGCCCGGUUUCGGAUCAAAGGGAAAGUGCAGGAUGCCAGAGAGAUGCUAAACUCCCGCAAGCAGCAGAGCACGGUGCCCCAGAAGCCACGCCAGGUAGCUGAUGCCCGGGAGAAGAUCAGCUUGAAGCGAAAUUCCCCUGCUGCCUUCAUGAGCCCACCCAUCGGGACAGUGACCCCUGCGCUAAAGCUCACCAAAACCAUCCAGGUUCCACAGCCAAAGGCCAUGGUACCACUUCAUGCCCAUCCUGCUGGAAUGAGGAUCAACGUUGUCAAUAACCACCAGGCCAAACAGAAUUUAUACGACCUGGAUGAAGAUGAUGAUGUUACAGCUCCCAUUCCUAGUAAACAGAUGAAAUUCACAGCCUCAGGCAGCUUUCUCCACCACAUGGCUGGGCUGAGCAGUUCCAAGCUGUCUGUGUCCAAGGCCCUCCCUCUCACCAAAGUGGUCCAGAAUGAUGCCUACACAGCUCCUGCUCUCCCCUCCUCUAUUCGAACAAAAGCCUUGACCAACAUGUCCCGGACACUGGUGAACAAGGAAGAAUCUCCCAAAGAGCUGCCACCUGCUGAGCCUGUCCUCAGCCCCCUGGAAGGCACCAAGAUGACUGUGAAUAAUCUGCACCCUCGAGUCACUGAAGAGGACAUUGUUGAGCUUUUCUGUGUGUGUGGAGCCCUCAAGCGGGCUCGGCUGGUCCAUCCUGGGGUAGCAGAAGUGGUCUUUGUGAAGAAGGAUGAUGCCAUCACAGCAUAUAAGAAGUACAACAACCGGUGUCUGGAUGGGCAACCAAUGAAGUGCAACCUUCACAUGAAUGGGAACGUUAUCACCUCAGACCAGCCCAUCCUGCUGCGGCUGAGUGACAGCCCCUCAGUGAAAAAGGAGAGUGAGCUGCCUCGCAGGGUGAAUUCUGUCUCCUCAUCCAACCCUCCUGCUGAAGUGGACCCCGACACCAUCCUGAAAGCGCUCUUCAAGUCUUCAGGGGCCUCUGUGACUACACAGCCCACAGAAUUCAAAAUCAAACUUUGAGUGGGGCAGUGAGGCAGCCAGAGUGUUCUGGGGACAGAGGAGGGUGGCUCUGUUUCCCAAAGCCAAGCUUGUGACCAAUGGGCCAUCGGACUGGAGGCCCCGAGAGUGGGGAGGGCCGCCGGGGUAGAGAUCUCCUCACUGGACGGGACCCGCCUUUCUGUGUUGUGUUCCACCCUGUGCUCUUCUGUUCGUUAAUGUCCCUGUGGUAUGUUUUUUCUGUUCUCCACCUCGUCAUCAAGACAGGCUUGUGUUUCUCAGAGUGUGUCCUUCCUCCCUCUAAGCUCGGCCCCAGACUGAAUUCUUAUGUGGAAAUGUAGCACUCAGUUGUCUGGGUUGUCCUCUUGUGGUCCUGUGGGAUGCAGGGCUGGGGCUGUUUGAAGGAGACUGCUUUUUCCAGGAGGUAAGGGGGGCACCAACCCCUGCCAUCAUAAGGGGAUCCGGAAUAGCUCGACAGUGAGCCUGGGUGGGGAUCGGGUCACAGGCCCCUGUUCUCUCACCGUGAUUAGUUCUAGACGUGGUGUCCCGGAGAGGGCCACGUGGCAAGGGCAGGUGAAUUGCUGCACUGCUAUGAGGGUGCACCCCAGCUCUUGGCUUGGAAGGCUCUUGCCAUUUCUGGCAACCCAAAGUACAUUGUCAAAGUUCAUGUUUCCCUUUUUUCUUGGGUUAUACCAAAUGCCCUGUCCCAGCUGUCUUAGCCUUCUGGGUGUCACUGCUGGGAGGGGCUGCAUUGUUACCUGUCCCAGUCUGGCAUGGCAUUCAUCACACCCUGGGUUUGGUUCAGAUGCUAGCUGAGUCAACUCUUCACUUGCUGGACUUUUCAGAUGCUUCCCGUUCUUUGGCAUUGUGGGUUUGGGGGAUUAUUUGAAUGCGAGAUGUUGGCUGCAGCUUGCCCUUGUCUCUUGCUUUCUGGCCUCAGACGUCUUACAGGACAACAGGAAUGCUGAGAGGGACAUACCCAGCUGCCACCAAGGGAUACUGUCCCCUACCCUGUGGGUGGCUCAUCCAUCAGUGACCAGAGGGGUAUUUUCCUGCUUUGGCAGUCGGUGGUUAAGGGAGCAGAGCAGCUGUUCCAGGCAAGCCAGUGGGUAGUUCUCCAUCAUGGUCCCUGGCAGCUGAGGCUUCCCUGAAUACAGUCUCCUGUUGAUUUGUUGGAACUGAAGGGAGCCCAGGCUGUCAGCCAGAGUGAGCUGGGGAGCAGGCGGGAACUCUCCAAAAGCAAUAGCAAGUGAUGUGAAAGACACAGGGCUAGAGCUCCAGGCCCUGGAACACUGAGAGCCUCUGAGGACCUGCGGGGGGUAGCCUAGUGGAAAACACUUAGAAAUUCAUGUUUCCACAGCUAAAUCUGUCAGGCAGGAGGGACUCAGGGUUUGAACACACCUUCAGUCCUUCAGCUCUGAGGUUGGCCUAGGAUGUCCAAGGAAGGUGCCCGCUUUCGGGUUCUUUCAGGGAUUCUGCUUUUCUUCCCUUUUUCCCCUUUGAGUGGUUACAAACUUAGUUCUCCUCAGCAUCUGGAAGACAUCCCUCCUCCACUCUACCAAGAGAGCACCCAGAAGGCAGUAGGAUCUGGUGUCUCAGGUGCUAGAAACAGAUUUGUGUUUGGACUCUGCUCAGUAGGAAUGGUAACUAUACUGCCUGCAUGACUUUACCUUCCGCUCCUGGUCCCGUGGCAGGUGUGCUUUGUUCAUUGGUUCCAUAGAGCCCAGCUACAGCCUCCUGGCCGUCUGGAGCCCGUGCUUUGGAUAGCCAUAUGGGAGACUGGGGAGGUGGAAACUGUUUGCCUCCCUGCUCUGCAGGUCGUCAUUGUGGGGAACAGGGAAGGGAAGGUGAUGGACUCUAUCCUCGUCUCCCUCUCCACCUCCCACUCCUAUUACAUUACCCAUCUCUGUUUCUUUUUGUUCGGAAGGAGAGGAAGAGGCAUCAAGUAAUGGAGAAGACUGUGUAUUAACCAUUUCUGAAUAAAUGUUUGUUAUUCCUA
Messenger RNA from Trichechus manatus latirostris (Florida manatee), 3325 nucleotides. RefSeq names its product DNA polymerase delta interacting protein 3 (gene POLDIP3). Lineage: Eukaryota; Metazoa; Chordata; Mammalia; Sirenia; Trichechidae. Bases 85 to 1350 code for a protein of 421 amino acids. Gene Ontology annotation, biological process: poly(A)+ mRNA export from nucleus. Gene Ontology annotation, cellular component: nucleus; nuclear speck. Gene Ontology annotation, molecular function: mRNA binding. The transcript has 9 exons. The record is from RefSeq and is a predicted model, not a curated record.